Molecule: messenger RNA, 4421 nt
Organism: Tarenaya hassleriana
Lineage: Eukaryota; Viridiplantae; Streptophyta; Magnoliopsida; Brassicales; Cleomaceae
Exons: 9
Coding region: 405-4226 (1273 amino acids)
Biological process (GO): protein phosphorylation; signal transduction
Cellular component (GO): cytoplasm
Molecular function (GO): protein binding; ATP binding; protein kinase activity
Source: RefSeq, a predicted model, not a curated record
UCUCUCUCGUGUUCCUCUUUUGAAUUUUCCCGAGAAAAUAAUUAAUUUUCCCCCGAACCCAUCCGAGAAAAUCCAAGGUGGGCUCUGAUCCGUCAACGUGAUUACGACAUCAAAUCCAAAGGGCGAAGCAUUAGAGAUUUCCUCGCCACGACAACCUCAUUCCCCUCCGUCUUCUUCUUCCUCUUCUUCACCGAGUCGGUUUCGUCUUCUUUUCUCUCACCCCGAAAACUGAGCUCGGAAUCUAUGCCUUUGAUUCGUUCUCACUAUUGUAUUAUUCCUUUCUGCUCCAAACUUCGGUGAUAGCUUGAAUUUGUCCGCACGGAUAAGCGGGUGAGAAAAAAAAAAGCCCUAUCUGGUCUCUGUCUCUGCGUUUGAACCCCUCUACGGAAUCUGUCGCCCUAACAAUGGCGUUGGAUCAGACAUCGGUCCCAAAAGAGCUAAGGCCGAUAAACGUAGCCACUCCGGUGUCGGAAGACCCGAGAAUAUCCGUACAUGCUGUACCGGGUCGACCCAUUGAAACUGGUAGCCCGAAUUCUGUGCCGGUUUAUUUUCCACCGACUUUACCGGAAUCUGGGUUCGUCGGUGCAGGUUACGGGACUCAGGUCCCCGGCGUCGCCACGUGGUGCCCUCGUCCUCUGGCUCCGGUAGGGCAUGUUGGAAUUGGUUCCGCAGGUGCGUUAGGUUAUGGACCCGAUUUGGGCAACAGGGUCGUUCUUAAUGCGCAUGAAAAUUGUAGCACCGAAUUUGGAGCUGGGUUUGGGUAUAAUCAGGGUUUGAGCAUGAGAGAUUGUAGCAGUGGGAGUGAGAGAUCAAAUGUUGAUGCAAUGAACAGGAACUGUGGUGAUGUAAAUCUUGGGAUUAGGACUAGUGGUAAUGGUGCUGAUACGGGUAUUGAAGAUGGUGGAGAUGAUUCGGUAUCAGGGAAAAAGGUGAAGUUUUUGUGCAGCUUUGGGGGCAAGAUUUGGCCUAGACCAAGUGAUGGAGUGUUGAGAUAUGUGGGUGGGCAGACAAGGAUCAUCAGUGUUCAAAAGAAUGUGAGAUUCAUUGACUUAGAGCAAAAAAUGUUUGAGGUGUAUGGUCAACCUGUCGUCAUUAAAUACCAGCUUCCUGAUGAGGAUCUUGAUGCAUUGGUCUCUGUUUCGUGCCCCGAGGAUCUCGAUAAUAUGAUGGAGGAGUAUGAGAAGUUGCUAGAGAGAUCUCCAGAUGGGUCAGCUAAGCUGAGGGUAUUUUUGUUUUCGGCUUCUGAGGUUGAGUCUUUGGGAGCAAUGCAGUUUGGAGAUGCACUCGAUAGCGGGCAGAGAUAUGUUGAGGCUGUGAACGGUGUUGUUGAUGGGAUUAACGGUGGAAUCACAAGAAAGGAGAGUAUAGCAAGUGCUAGUUCAAACCAGAACUCUGAUUACAGUGCUACAGAUGCUGUUGAUAGCUCGGGCCCUGGUCAGAGUGAUUUUGUUGCUGCUGCUGUGACCACAAGCACGUUCGCACCUCCGGAAAAUCUUGUUACUUCUAAUGACAAUGCUGCAAGAACGGUUCCCCUUCAUCCCGAUUCCUCGGCUUAUGCUGAUAAUUAUGCUAUACCGAUGGCUGUUCCUGUUGCUAGGGUUGGUCCUUCUCAGCCGGAGGUGGUCUCAGAGAAGCAGAUGCCACCGGUCAACAUCCAGCAACCGACAGCUGCACAGCCUCUACGUCACUCGCAGGCUUAUGUUGAUCCUCGUCUACAAGUAUUUAGACAACCGGAAUAUGCCCAUCCAUCAAACCAGCAUCAUUUGGCAAAUGCUGGUUCCAUGUUUACUCAACAACCUUUUCAAGGAAACGUUCAAAGUGUCUCGCCCCAUCAGUUCUUUCGCCCUGUCCACAUGACAUUUGCCCCUUCAACCACCCACUCGGGUGUUCGGCCAGUUGUGAUUCAGCCCGUGGUCCAGACUCAAGACACCUGGUCAGGUAACUAUCCCGAUGAAAACGGUCUCGGGGUUCCAAAGUUAGUCCCAUUUCCCACAGAACUGAACUACACUGCAUAUCAGGGAACAGUUGCACCCGGGAGUUAUGGAUGGGCUCAGAUGGCACCUCCAGACAAUGUUGUUCUCUCUGAAGGAAUAGUGCCUCGGCCCAUAAUUUCACCUGAAAAUACCCAAAGGGUAGAGGACUGUCAUUUGUGCCAAAAGGCAUUGCCUCAUGCCCAUUCAGAUCCAGUGGCACAGGAAAUAAGAGGCAGUGAUACAAGCUCCAUACCAGAUGCCACCUCCGUUUAUCAUACUUUUCAUCCAGAUGAUGCUAUGAGAAUCCAACCGAGCAACUUUACAGGCCAAAAGAGGAUCCCCAAUCAUCAGGAGAUGGAUAUUAUACACAAGGAAAAUGUCGGGACUGUUCGGGUUCAACCUUCUGAACAUGUUCCUCAGGAAACCAUGGGAGAGACUCCGAAACAGAUUCCAGUCAGUAUCCAAAAGGAAAAUCAUUUGAAUCCUGUCUUGCCCCAUGACUAUCAUAGACAACUAGGUGGAUUGAUGGAGAGUCUCCACAUAAAUGCUCCUGAAACAUAUACCAACCCCGAGAAUUUUGUCCCUCCAACCGAGAAGAUUGGCAAUGAAGGAAUUCCGGGGGAUAUGUUUCGAGAUAACACGUAUGGUCAACCUCCAUCAAUGCAUAACACGGAUCACACAAAGCCGAGGGAGAUGCUACCGAGUGCAAGAGUUGUUCUUCAAGGCCAUGAAUCUCAACCUAUAGAAUCAUAUGAGAAAGCUCAGUCACCAUUUUUAGGUAAUCAUGGUUUAUAUCCACAUUCGGUGGUUGGAGUCCAGCUCGUGAAUCCAUCAGAAACCCAAUUCAGGAAUUCCGUGUAUUCUGCCUACGAUGCUGCUGCUAAUUUACCGUCAUCCUUGUCAUCGAGUAAUGGUGAUGCAGAAGUUAAAGAUUCAUCGAACUCGCUCUUCAACAACCAGGACCCUUGGAAUAUGCAACAUGAUGCUCCUCCUCCUCUCAGACCUAACAAAAUUCAGAUUAAAAAGGGAGACUUUGUUGGUCAAGAUCAUUUUCCCGAGAACCCGUCUUUGUUGAGCGGUGUACCAAAGACAAGGACUUAUUUGCAAGACAGGAUUCCCCAGUCGGUAACCAUCUCGAAGGAGGAUGAUGUCAAAGCAGAUCAAUCAGUGUCCUCUAAAGGCGGCUCGGAGGAACGGAUAAAGCAAGAACUCCAGAAUGUUGCUGAGGGUGUUGCUGCAUCUGUUCUACAGUCGGGUACACCUUCGGAUGCUGAAUUUCCGAGCAACGUGGAUGAAUCCGUUCCCGAGGCUAAUACGAAAGUAGAAGUUUCUCUGAGCGGUGAUGCUAAUCAGAAGGAUAUGGGGAACCAAUUUCUAGAAAGACUGAAUUUCGGGCACAAUGUUUCCGAUUGUUUGGACCAAUUGCAGAUUAUAAAGGAUAGUGAUCUCGAAGAAUUGCGAGAACUAGGUUCUGGAACAUUCGGUACGGUUUAUCACGGGAAAUGGCGAGGCACAGAUGUUGCGAUCAAGCGGAUUAACGAUAGGUGUUUCGCUGGGAAGCCAUCUGAGCAAGAACGAAUGAUAGAUGAUUUUUGGAACGAGGCACGGAAGCUAGCAGGGUUGCAUCAUCCGAAUGUGGUCGCCUUCUAUGGCGUCGUGGUUGAUUCGCCCGGAGGUGCUGUGGCAACUGUAACAGAGUAUAUGGUUAACGGUUCUUUAAGAAAUGCCUUGCAGAAAAAUAUGAGGAACUUUGAUAAGCGAAAACGUUUACUGAUCGCCAUGGACAUUGCUUUCGGGAUGGAGUAUCUGCAUGGCAAGAAUAUUGUACACUUUGAUCUGAAAAGUGACAACUUGCUCGUAAAUCUUCGUGAUCCUCAUCGCCCGAUAUGCAAGGUCGGUGAUUUAGGGCUUUCGAAGGUGAAGUGCCAGACAUUGAUAUCGGGUGGUGUCCGUGGAACACUCCCGUGGAUGGCACCAGAGCUUCUCAAUGGAAUCAGUAGUCUCGUCUCCGAGAAGGUCGAUGUGUUUUCCUUCGGAAUUGUCCUCUGGGAACUUCUAACCGGCGAAGAACCCUACGCUGACUUGCACUACGGAGCAAUCAUAGGUGGAAUAGUUAGUAACACGCUGCGGCCGCCAAUCCCUGACCUCUGUGACUUGGACUGGAAACUGCUGAUGGAGAGAUGCUGGUCUGCGGAGCCAUCGGAGAGGCCGAGCUUCACGGAGAUCGUUAACGAGCUUUGCUCCAUGGCCUAGAACAUAUCACCUUCCUUCCUUCUCUAAAGGGCAACCUUAAACAUAUGUUCUUCUCUAUGGUCUGAACAUUUCCAUAUUUGGUUUUAGCCAUGUUUGAGAAUCUCACCCACAGGAGGAGAUAGUGUUUCACACAAAUGGAAAAUGCUUUGUUCAUAAAGGUUUUGUCUUUCUCAGUAUAAUACAAUUUCGGAUUCA